AUGCAAUGGCUGCUGGAGGACUUGUUUGGGGCUGGAGGAGACAUGGGGCCUCUCUGGGACCAGCUAACACACGCCCUGGCCUGCAGACACUGUGGCAGCAGCUGCCUCCACAGCCCGGGAAGCCUGGUGACACUAUUCUUGUUCAUGGUCUGGCAGAUCCGGAGGUGGCACCAUCUUGGGAAGUGGCAACAGCUUCAGCCCUGGUGGUCUGGGGACAAGGUGCAAGGCAAGGGCCUAUCGCUUCUGCACCAUGUGGCUUUCCUGGAUUGCCUGUGGAAGCAUAAAUCAGAAGAGGAAGAGGAGGAGGAGGAGGAGGAGGAAGAGGAGGAGGAGGGGAUGGAGGAGAAGGAGGAGGAGGAGGAGGAGGAAGUGUCUCUAGACCCUGUGGAACCACGUUCUUCUGCCCAAGGAGCUUCCAUAGAAGAGCAAGUCACUACUGCCCCUCCUCAGCUAUCCUGUCGCUCAGUGGGCCUUCCCAAGGCCACAGGGACAUCAGAAAAAACAUUCACCCACCCCGUAAGUGCUUCAGGAUCCUUCCCCACCUUCCAGAUCCUAACCAACCUACCCCCAGAGCACAAGACCACAGCAGGAAGCCACUUGCCACAGAGGAAAAGCCAGCUCUUCUGGGGUCUGCCCUCUCUGCACAGCGAGUCUUUGGAGGCCAUUUUCCUGGACAGAAAUGGCUCCUCUCCUCUUAAGUUUUAUGUUUGUCCUUCUGUCUUCUUCAACAGGCUUGCCUUCCUGCCGAGGUAUAACUUGCUCCUUCCUCAGCAUCACUCCCCAACUCCGUUUCCCACUGAUGAAGCAUGUACUUUAGAUGUGGAAGGAACAGGCCCUGAUCCUCCCCUGCUUCCAUGUCCAUCCUCCCUUCCUGGCCCCUCAGCACCCCUCUGCCUUAUGCCCUUGGCUGUGGACCACAAGGGAAUCCUAUCCAGUGCUGAAGGGCAGACACCCCCAGAUAUUAUACUAGAGCCCCCUGGGGUUGGUCCCAGUGGGGGAUUAUUGAACUGCGAGGCUGGACAUGGGGAUAUGGGAGCGAAAAAGAACCCCUGGGAUUCCAUGUUCCCUGCUUGCGGCUUACCCCAAGGUCUACCAGGAGUCCUGUUUGACUACAAGCCUGGUGCAGGGGACAGGGGGCAGAAACAAAACCAUGUUCCUGUGGCCCCCGUUUGGGAUCCCAAACUACUCCCAAAGUCUGUUUCAAAGUACCAGAUAAGCAGUGCAUCUUUUGAAGAUCAAAGUAACUGUAAACCUGAGGGUGAGGUAGUGGAACAGAAUGAAAACAGCUGUGCCAUCCAGCUCCCAGCUCCCAGCUCCCACUCUGUCCCUCUGCCACUGUCACACACUGACCUUGAACCUGUAUGUGAAAAAGUGCAACCAAGAGAGGUCCCCCAGGACCCCAGCCCUCAGACAGUGGAUGCCUUGCAGUCCACAGUCUGGUCUCCCUCCACAGCUGAAGUGCUGAGGAUUGAGCCUCCUGAGCCUGGCUUUUCCAGCCAGGUUCCAGGGACCCAGGUGGAAGCCCCAACCUCCCAGGGAAUGGUGGUCCCACAGGUGCUCACUCAGAGCAACACCCAAGCCUGGCAAUGGAGUCGAGAGUUAGAACUCACCCUAAAGAAACUGCAGCAGAGCCCUGCUUCCAGAUCUCCUGGUCCAAGCGAACCAGGGUGCAGCUCUCCUGUCCCGAGCGCCACAACUCCAGACUCUCAAGGAUUCUUCUCCUACCCCCCAAGGCAGACUCGUCUCCCUGGGCUGUGCCCCAACUCUUCAAGUCAUCAUUCUCUAACAGAAGCUAAGAGCACAGCACUUCAACCUGUCCAGGCUUCCCCCAGCUUCUCCUCCCAGACUCAGUCACAAGGGUCUGACAAGGCAGAGCAAGGGCCCCACAGAGAGGAGAAAAUAAAGAGGAAGAUGGUGGCCCAGGUCUUGUCCCAGGGCCCAUGUGUUCAGAGGGAAGCUGGAUGGGACUGGCCAGGUCUGGGAAAACUCUCAAACCCAGUUCUGGCUUCAGGCAAAAGACAGGACCAAGCCUCAACCCUAACUCCAGCCAGAAAGAGAGAAGGCCCUAAAAAAUGUCAAGCAGGAGCGCAUGGAAGAGGAAGGAUGGGAUCAUCCACAGUCACAGCAAAGAGCCACCCUGUCCAGGCCCCAUGUGUACUGGAAGCCUCUGGGAACUCUCAGCACCAAAGCCAGAGACCACAACCCCCAACCCUUCCCCAGCAGCUCCCCACCAAGGCUGUGAGCAUCCAGUGCCUGAGAAGGGAUAUGCACAACCUUCACCAAAAAACUGGCUACCGAACAACCAAGCACUUCAUGCACAAUUACACUAUUACAAACCACAAGUACCAGGAGUGGACCUCCCGACUAAGGUCUCUCUUGGAAGAGGAACUUCCGAAAAGACUGGUUGGCUUUAACUAG
Ochotona curzoniae (black-lipped pika) is the source of this 2418-nucleotide messenger RNA. RefSeq names its product chromosome unknown C9orf131 homolog (gene SPATA31G1). The record is from RefSeq and is a predicted model, not a curated record. The transcript is spliced from 4 exons. Bases 1 to 2418 code for a protein of 805 amino acids. NCBI's taxonomy places the organism in Eukaryota, Metazoa, Chordata, Mammalia, Lagomorpha, Ochotonidae.